Molecule: messenger RNA, 394 nt
Organism: Oldenlandia corymbosa var. corymbosa
Lineage: Eukaryota; Viridiplantae; Streptophyta; Magnoliopsida; Gentianales; Rubiaceae
Source: the annotation of a GenBank genome assembly
AUAACACAAAACAAAAAUACAAAGAAAGAAGAAAAGAAACAGUCAGAGUUGGAAAAUGGAUAGGAAGUUCGCAGCCACCAUUUUGCUGCUAUUCUUUGUCAUCACCACCUAUAGUAAGAUGAUAAUGAAAGUGGAAGCCGGGGAUGAUGAUAAGAAGGACAAAUGCUACAAAGUAUGGGAGGAAUACAAAGGGGGUUGCAAAGAACCUAAAGAUAAAGAGUGUGAAGAUGGAUGCAAGAAAGAAGGUUGGGAGAAGAGCACUUGCAUCAAAGACAAAGAAAAGAAAGAAGGUUAUUGCAUUUGUUACAAGGAUGGAUGUACUGAGGAAUAAGAGAUAUAAUUUUUUUUUUAUUUUUCGACUUGACUUAAUAAAAGGACAUUUUUGAAUCUACCA